CUGCGCGCGCCAGUGCUGGGAGCGCCUGCCUUCUCUUGCCUUCAAAGCCUCCUCUUUGGACCUAGUCACCGCUGUCCUCACGGCGAUGUUGGACUCCGUGACACACAGCACCUUCCUGCCCAACCCGUCCUUUUGUGACCCCCUGAUGUCGUGGACGGACCUGUUCAGCAAUGAAGAGUAUUAUCCCACCUUUGAGCAUCAGACAGCCUGUGACCCCUACUGGACGUCAGUGCACCCCGAGUACUGGACUAAGCACCACGUCUGGGAGUGGCUCCAGUUCUGCUGCGACCAGUACAAGCUGGACGCCAACUGCAUCUCCUUCUGCCACUUCAACAUCAGUGGCCUGCAGCUCUGCAGCAUGACGCAGGAGGAGUUCAUCGAGGCGGCCGGCAUCUGCGGGGAGUACCUGUACUUCAUCCUCCAGAACAUCCGCUCACAAGAUUACUCCUUUUUCAAUGACGUUGACAAGACCAAGGCCACCAUCAAAGACUAUGCCGACUCCAGUUGCUUGAAGACAAGUGGCAUCAAGAGCCAGGACUGCCACGGUCACGGGCGAACAAGCCUCCAAAGUUCGCAUCUCUGGGAAUUCGUGCGCGACCUGCUGCUCUCUCCGGAGGAAAACUGUGGCAUUCUGGAGUGGGAAGAUAGGGAGCAAGGCAUUUUCCGGGUGGUUAAAUCGGAAGCGCUGGCCAAGAUGUGGGGACAAAGGAAGAAAAAUGACAGAAUGACCUACGAAAAGCUGAGCAGAGCCCUGAGGUACUACUAUAAAACAGGGAUUUUGGAACGGGUCGACCGAAGGUUAGUGUAUAAAUUUGGAAAAAAUGCCCACGGGUGGCAGGAAGAGAAGUUAUGAUUGUCUCCCGGCUCAAGUUCCUUUUAUGGAUUUCUGUCUUUUGAAGCAAUCCGAUUGCAAUGGACAUUUGAAAGUCUUUGUUUUGUUUUGUUUUGAAACCUGCAAACGUGCUGAUAAAAUUUCUCCACAUCUCAGCUUACCUUUGGAUUCAGAGUUGUUGUCUGCUGGGGGUGGUGGUUACAACCCCUGAGACGUCUUUGUUGUUGUUGUUGUUGUUGUUCAAGCAGAGGGGAGGAGGACAUGAUCUUUUGUGAUGUCUCGAUCAAACAUAUUUCCCUAGUCAAGAGUUGCAGAACCAACAUGCCAUGGGUGCUGCACAGUGAAAAAAAAAAAUCCCCUUUCUGCCAUGAGUCUCCUUAGGGUUUCCACUGCACAGGCUCACGUGUUUCCUCACAGUCAGUGGCAGCAGCAAAGAGGGGAGACGUGAGUAGUUUGUAGUUGACCUACUAGGAAGGGGUGAGAUAUGGGGGAGCAAACAAAGUGUAGAUGCUAAAUUGUGAACGUCAGAUUUCAAACAGAAGGUUCUUAAGUAAUGAAAGAGCGAAGGCAUCAAGGUGAGAGACUGGCUGUAACAGAGGUUCAUUGUAAGGUUUUUAACCAGAGCAUCUUUUGGGCCACUUGGCAAAACUCCCAGGGCCCUUGUUCUAUAGUGACAUGCUUCACUUAGGCACAUCAGGAUUCUGAGUUCAUUGCCCUUCUUCAUUCUACCCAUAGAGGGGGGGUGGGCAUUGGAUAUGCAGAAAAUCAAUAAGCCCAAAGCACAGCUCUUCGUGUGAUUCUUGCUGUUGACACCAUACAAUUGUAAUUAGUGGAUUUUAUCUUACAACCAAGACAUUAGGUCUUUAUAGACCUGGACACAAUCUGAUGUCUUUGUAAUGGUCAACAAUGAGUGUCUUUUAUUGUGUCUUCCUACCUGAUACGUACUCAAGCUCUCAAACACAUAUUUCCUUGACAAAAAAGAAAAAUAGUGACAGUGAACCCCGUGAACUGUUCACGGUUAAAGUCUGCACUGACCUUUCCCUACCAGCCACCGACGGGGAAGCCAUUAGUGCCCUCACCUAGGUGGACAGUCUCCCAGACUCUGACCUCACCAGAGCAGGAAGUGCUACAUGUCAAGACUGAGAACGUCCUGCUAGAGUUUAAGGUCAAAAGUAACUUUAAAAAAAAAUGUGAAUGAUUGUAAAAUAAUCUAUUUUUGGAUUCAUGUGUUUUCCAGGUGGAUAUAGUUUGUAAACAAUGUGAAUAAAAUAUUUAACAUGUUCAA
Messenger RNA from Sorex araneus (European shrew), 2117 nucleotides. It is a transcript of the gene ELF5, whose product is annotated as E74 like ETS transcription factor 5. Gene Ontology annotation, molecular function: sequence-specific DNA binding; DNA-binding transcription factor activity, RNA polymerase II-specific. Lineage: Eukaryota; Metazoa; Chordata; Mammalia; Eulipotyphla; Soricidae. The record is from RefSeq and is a predicted model, not a curated record. The coding region runs from base 86 to 853 and encodes 255 amino acids. Gene Ontology annotation, cellular component: nucleus. Gene Ontology annotation, biological process: regulation of transcription by RNA polymerase II; cell differentiation. The transcript has 7 exons.